Cryptococcus amylolentus CBS 6039 is the source of this 1276-nucleotide messenger RNA. RefSeq lists its product as hypothetical. The record is from RefSeq and is a predicted model, not a curated record. Gene Ontology annotation, molecular function: protein binding. Bases 1 to 621 code for a protein of 206 amino acids. Lineage: Eukaryota; Fungi; Basidiomycota; Tremellomycetes; Tremellales; Cryptococcaceae. The transcript is spliced from 3 exons.
AUGUCUGUACCUCUAUCUGCCUACUCGCCCUCCCCCGCCCCUUCAGCCCUAGCUCCCUUCGUAGGAGUCCCAGCAGCAGUACCCCGUCUUGCCCCUGUUCGCCAGCAAGCCCUGGAACUGUCAAGUCUGCAUACCAUCCUUCCUCCCCAGCCUCGCAAACUUGUCCUUCGACUCCCCCUCCUUCCCAUCAUCUCCAUACUACUGCGCCAUUGUCUCUUCCAUCCUCCCACUCUCCCGUAUCCCAUACCAUCCCCAUCCCCAUCCCCAUCCCCAUCCCCUACUUCAUCAGCGUGGGCAGAGCCCCCGCCAACGCACACCCAAAGCCCAUCCUCCCCUCCUUCGCCGCCCUCACCCUCGACCCCUCCCUCCAUUCCGGCGCCGGUCCGACCGUCACAUGAUACCGACCUACUCUUGUAUCCAUUCACUCGCUUCCGUCCCUCGUUCAGCGCGAUUCAUUUCCUGAACUUGCUCGUCCCCGAGCUCCGAUUAGACGAAGCGCUGCUGGUCAGCCGCAAGAUCGCUCUGCUUCAAAGAGUCUUUCUCAAAAAACUGCCCAUCGCAUUGUCGCUGCAUAGUCUGAGCUUUGCAAGUUCAUUUCAGUUUCCCAUACGCCCAAGCUGACAUGCUCCCAGGUCAACGAUCCCAAAACUCUGGCCCGGUGCCCUCAAGUCUCCCACUACUGGAAUGCCUUGCUGCAAGACGCCGCCACCUGGCGCUACCACUUUUCCCUGCACCAUCUCCCCGACGGCCCCGCAUCUCUAGCAGCCCUUCUCAUGGAACACCACAGGGGCAUCGUCCAAAGCGUCGGGACUGAAAAGGAACCUAGGCAUGCUGCCAGGCAUGCGGUCAAACUCGUCCUCCUCGUCGGCAUCCCCUCAUCCUUCGUCGCACAAGAGUCAGAGCAAGAAUAGGAAAAAGCUGGAACAGUCGUUGAGUCGGCGACGCCCGAGUGUGGCGGCGGGCUUGUCUCUGCGUCCAGCAACAGGGAAGCGCGUCGCGUUUCUUCUCUGCUGGUGGUGUCAUAAGCAAGAGUAGGUGUGCAUGAACAAUCCAACUAUUCGGAGGCCUUCGUUGCCAGCGGCAAGACGGUCGUCGUUGUGAGAAGACUGAGUGCUGCGAUGUCGGCUGCAGGCGGGACUGUCUGUCGUAACGUCCGUACCAUACCUAGUCAUACCGACUGACGUAGUACGUACUUAUGUAUGUACAUCUAGCCAAGUAGGAUUGCCAAGGGCAGGACAGGUCAAUCAAAGAAUGUAAUACGGUUGUUGGAAUGCAC